AUGAUACCAAGAAGUCUGGCUCUCCGCAUACUGCGCGCCUCACCGUCCAUUCGGACAUCAACACGAAGCCUCACUACAGCACCAAGACCAGCCCGGAGACAACACGUCAACACCAUCCGCUCCGCAUCACAUGUCCCACACCAGACGAUCCGAUGGCUUUCGUCAAAGUCAGCAGCGGACGAGAAGAUAGACGAGAUCACCGAGCUGUUCUACACGGCUCAAGAUGAGUUCGAGAUCGCAAUGGAAGAGACAGAAAAAGUGUCAGUGUAUGCAGAAGAAGACCGCAAGGCGGCGAGAGAAGAGCUGAACAAGGUUCAAGAGGCAUAUCGAGCGGUUGUGGAGGGACCAGAUCAAGAGCUGGGAGCAGAGAUCAAGAGACGCAUAGGACAGCGGAUCCGAGAGCUGGAGCAGGGUGUCGGGGCGAUGGAGGAGAUGGCGCAGAAUCAGGACUGA
Saxophila tyrrhenica is the source of this 453-nucleotide messenger RNA. RefSeq lists its product as uncharacterized. The record is from RefSeq and is a predicted model, not a curated record. Bases 1 to 453 code for a protein of 150 amino acids. NCBI's taxonomy places the organism in Eukaryota, Fungi, Ascomycota, Dothideomycetes, Mycosphaerellales, Extremaceae. The transcript has 2 exons.